Molecule: messenger RNA, 1764 nt
Organism: Xiphophorus hellerii (green swordtail)
Lineage: Eukaryota; Metazoa; Chordata; Actinopteri; Cyprinodontiformes; Poeciliidae
Product: apoptosis regulator BAX-like
Exons: 6
Coding region: 54-677 (207 amino acids)
Biological process (GO): mitochondrial fusion; proteolysis; regulation of apoptotic process
Cellular component (GO): mitochondrial outer membrane
Molecular function (GO): channel activity; cysteine-type peptidase activity; BH domain binding
Source: RefSeq, a predicted model, not a curated record
GCGAGUUUUCACGACAUAAACGAUGUCAUAAAUCACCUGUACUUCCCUAAGAAAUGAAAAGGUCAAACUUGUAUGCGGAAAUGUCAGAAAAAAAUAUGGCAUCGGGAGGAGAAGGAAACGCUGAAGGAUCUUUAAUAGAUACCAUAGUGAAACAGCUAAUUGUGUUGUUAAAGAAUUUCAUCUGGAAGCAGAUCGAAAGACGUUCACUGGGUGAUGCUGAAAUGAUUCGGAAAGAACUGGAUGCACCACAGCUUUGUACCCCACAAAUGCAAAAAAUCUCUCAGUGUCUCCAGGUUGUUGGAGAUCAAGUGGAUGGAGAUGUUCAAAGUGCAAUGACAGAUCAAACAAUACGUCCCUCAAUAGACAACUACAUAAAAGUUGUCCUCGGGAUCUUUUCAGACGGUGAAAUCAACUGGGGCAGGGUGGUUACAGUAUUUUCCUUUACCUGCCUAUUCGUUUUGAAAGCAUAUGAAGACAACAUUUAUGACAUGAUAAAAAACAUAAUCAACUGGACCAUAGAUUAUUUCCGGAAUAAGGUUGUCAACUGGAUAAAAGAUCAAGGUGGCUGGGAGGGGAUUUACUCCUACAUUGGCACUCCCACAUGGCAAACUGUGGCAAUUUUUCUGGCUGGUGUUCUCACCACCCUUUUUAUCACCCACAAUGCGAAGCGCCCGUGAGGCACAAACGGAAGAACUAUGCAACAGUUGAAUGAGAAGAUAAUGGGCGUCUGCAAGUCAAGUCAAACAAAAGGAACUCGUAUACAGGGAAGGAUUCCUUAUCUCCCAUUCGAUUGUGAGUUGGACUAGAAGUGCUCCUGUUUACAUGCACAAAAUCAGAGGGACGGGGAAGAUUUUAGAGUUAAAGGGGAAAAAAAGUGAACUGAAUAAUUUUUAGUUGGAAAAAGCAGAGUUUCAGUAGAUGUCACGUAUUUACAUUUAUUUGCACUUUUGGUACUUACUACAUUUUUCAAGUGUCUAGAACUGAAUAUUUAGUUCCAAGUUGUUUCAGAAACUAUGCCUACCCAACAUACUGUCAGUUCAUAUUUUGUGGAACAGGCACUGCUAUCCACUUCAAAGUUUGUGGACACUUUAUUUGAAAUGUGCUGUCAAUUACACCUUGUGAGUCUGUAAGUUAAGCAUUUGGCGAAUUAUAUAAAUAUAUUACUCUUGAAAGAUGUUAUCUUCUAACACCCUUAUAUAUGUGUCUAUUUCAACAUCUACAAUAUUAAAAUGUAGUUAGUACCAUGUGGAGCAUUGUUGGAAUAAAAAAAAAUGUCUGAAAAGCAAUUUGUAGAACCUACAUUAAUGUUAGAAUGUGCCUUAUUGUACGUCAUGCGCUCUGUCAGAGCUCAAGUGCUCUGUCUGAACUUUGGUGAACUGUAUUUCAGAAUGUAAAAGGUAUUUUUAAAGCAUCUGCUUUAAUUGAAUGACAUGCAAUCAUCACCUUGAGUUUUCAUGCAUUUUUGUCUACAUGUAUUUACUUGUGUUUUGAGACAUUGGGGUUUGUUCAUCAUGUGUUUUUGAGUGUCAUGGACUAAUAUUUAAUGUGAGCAUUGAAAGAAGUUUAUGUUCAACCUAAUUUUUGACAAGUUCUGAGCACUUUAUAUCUGACUAAUAGAACUGCUGUAAUAUUAUAUAGUUAGUGCCUUCUGUUUUUUUAUGAGAAUAAUUGUAUUACAAGGUUUCAACAUUUUCUGCCUUACAAGGCUGAAAAAUGCCUCAAAUUCACAUCAUAAGUUGAAAUAAAUGCCUCCUUUUUAAAUAC